AUGUCCAAGGACUUCAAGAUGCCUCCCCUCGAUAAGUAUGACGGAUCUUUUGAUCCCAAUGACCACGUGGACUCCUUUCAGUCCCAGAUGCACCUAGUUGGGGUUGACGAGUCCUGCAUGUGCGUGGCUUUCUCCACCACAUUCAAAGGAGUAGUUCGCACAUGGUAUCGGAACCUCACACCAGGAUCGAUCAAGAGUUGGGCACAGUUCAUGGAGUUAUUCACCUCGCACUUCAUCACCAGCAAGAAGUGUUCGAGGUUCCAAGAGAGUCUCCUUAAUGUAGUUCAAAGAGAAGGGGAGUCCAUCAGAAGCUACAUCAAACGUUUCAAUGACACAUGCCUACAGAUACCCAACUUAGAUCCAACGGUGAGACUCACGGCAGCAAAAAAGGGCAUAACUCACAGGGAAUUCAAAUGGCAUGUGGUGGCCAACAAGCCAAAAAAUAUCACGGCAUUCCUCAAGCUCACCGACCAGUUAAUUGGAACCGAGGAAGAGAUGAACCCGAAGACCGACAAUCUAGCUGAGAAGAGAAAAAGAGAUGGUGACAAUACCGGUAACGACAGUCAUAAGAGAAGAAAGAGCAAGUCUCCGAGCAGGGGAAGAAACAAGUCUAGAAGUCGAUCUCCUUUGCGAUCUCACAAGUCAGGUCAACGCUCCAGAACCCCACCUGUUGAAAGGACGAGCUACACACCCCUCAACGCUAAACGAGGUGAAAUCCUGUUGGCCAUCAAAGACUCCUUUUUUGUCAAGUGGCCACCUAAGUUGAGGGGAGAUCUUGCAACCAGAAACCGAAACGUCUACUAUCACUUUCACAGAGACCAUGGACACAGUACAGAGAACUGUAGAAACCUCCGCGACGAGAUAGAGGAGCUCAUCCGCCACGGAUAUUUGAAGAACUUCAUACAACGAGAAGGAAGAAGCCAAGCAGACUGCCAACCAGACCGAUAG
Molecule: messenger RNA, 948 nt
Organism: Nelumbo nucifera (sacred lotus)
Lineage: Eukaryota; Viridiplantae; Streptophyta; Magnoliopsida; Proteales; Nelumbonaceae
Source: RefSeq, a predicted model, not a curated record